Molecule: messenger RNA, 1533 nt
Organism: Neocloeon triangulifer
Lineage: Eukaryota; Metazoa; Arthropoda; Insecta; Ephemeroptera; Baetidae
Product: SAP domain-containing ribonucleoprotein
Exons: 4
Coding region: 162-914 (250 amino acids)
Biological process (GO): poly(A)+ mRNA export from nucleus
Cellular component (GO): nucleus
Source: RefSeq, a predicted model, not a curated record
GACCGCCAUUAAUAUCCAUUUAUGUUUGUUUUGGUCGUGAUUCUUGAACCGGUACGCGUUAUUCCACAAAUUUUCCCUGAUUUUUUUGGAAGGAUUUGCGUUUUGCGUUGAUAAGUCUCUCAAACAGGUGAAAUCCCACUUUUACAUACGCAACAGCCAGAAUGGACGUGUCGAAGUUGAAGGUCGCAGAAAUCAAGAAGGAGCUGAAGGACAGAGGUUUGAACACGGUGGGCAAUAAACAAGAGUUGGUCACCAGACUGCAGGAAGCUUUGGACGCUGAGGUCAUCGGGCAAGAAGACGACGACGAAAAUCUUAAUGGGUCUGAAGAUGCGGUAGUGGACGAGGUCGAGGAAAUCAAAGAAGAGGACCAGGCGAAAAAGGAGGAAAAGCAAAGCAGGAAGAUUGUCCUUAACCGGACAGAUUUCCCAGACGAGCCGGUGGCGGAAAUUCAGUCAACUGGGGAAAAAACUGAAACGGCGGAAGCUGGUAUCAAGAAACUUGGCACUUUGCCAUUGACUUCUGCGGAGAGAUUGGCCCUUCGAGCCAAAAGGUUUGGGUCCACUGAGACCACAACUCUGAAAACUACUACCCCUGAAGUUGUAGUAGCAGCCGCCCCUGACCAAACUUCUCAACCUGCAGCCAAAAAAGCCAAGGUUGAGUUGUCCGAGGAGCAGCUCGAAGUUUUGAGAAAAAGGGCGGAGCGGUUUGGAAUGAAUGUGUCUCCGUUGGUGCAGUCGAAGGAUGCUGACGAAAAGAAGAAGCAGAGGGAGGAACGUUUCUCGACCGCAACCCCCACUGUUGCCACGGCUGACACGACAGAACCAGCAGUGGUCACUGACUUGGCUGAUGUUAAGAUUUUGACCUCGGAAGAGAGGAAGCGACUGCGUGCGGAACGUUUCAAGCAGCAGCAGUGAAACCAGACAAACAAUUUUAAUUUCUUGAUUUACAGUGAAGCUGGCAGUGCGUUUAUGAUUUUGCUUGACGUUUGGAUUUAAUUUCUUAUCAUGCUGGUAAGACUCCCUCAGAGGCAAAUGACGGAUUAAUUGUAAAGCAUUUUUGAGUUUUUUUAAAAUUAUGUUUCAGUUUAUUCAUUUGGAUGCAAAUUAGUCCUACAAAUAAUCACAAACUUUUCAUUUAGUGAAAUUUUGAAAAAUUUUUGUUUUUAAUACAUAGCCUGUAAUAAAUGAUGCAGUAUUCCGUCAUUUCUCUCUUAAAACCAUCUAAGUUUUUUGAAACCUGCAAUACAAUACACAUAUUAAAAUAGCUCUUGGGGUGAGAAUAAUUAAACAUGCAGAUAUUGGUUUUUUAUAUGAAACGUUAUGUUAAAAGGUAUGUAUUGCUUGGAGAAUUUAACUUCAGAAUCUAGAUAUCUGCAAAUUUUCUUAAAUUCUCGAACCAAGAAUUAUCAGCUUGUGUGUAUUAAAAUAUCAAAAUUUUCAUCAAAUUUUUCCCUUGCAUUUUUUCAAUUUUCAGGAACCAUGAAUUUUGCUUAUGAUUUGUAAUAAAAAAGUAGGUCUUAUGAAUAAAAGUAAA